Trematosphaeria pertusa is the source of this 903-nucleotide messenger RNA. RefSeq lists its product as uncharacterized. The transcript has a single exon. The record is from RefSeq and is a predicted model, not a curated record. NCBI's taxonomy places the organism in Eukaryota, Fungi, Ascomycota, Dothideomycetes, Pleosporales, Trematosphaeriaceae. The annotation marks the transcript as partial. Gene Ontology annotation, molecular function: protein binding.
AUAGAGGAAGAACCACUCAGCAAAUCACAACUCGAAGACCUCACCUACCCGUGUCCCCGGCUCAGAGACUUCAUCCUAGACGACAAUCUCCCGGCCUUAGGAUUUCCGCCCGGCAACGGCCAUAUUCGCAAAUUACCUAAAGUUGAUCUUGGUACCCUUGAUGUACUUCCUCUUGAGCUGCUUCAGGGGUUGCUCUCCCAACUUGACUUAUGCACUCUUACGGGAUUUCGACGCGUAAACCGACGAGCCAUAGAGGUUGUGGAAUCCAUCCCUCAAUAUAAAGCGGUCACCACACAUGCACGCAAUGUACUCCGUGGUAUUCUAAGCAUCGAAACAGGGCAGUGGAUCUCCUGUGAAACUGUCUACGAAAAAUUAUGCACGGCUGAAUGUGAACGGUGUGGCGAUUUUGGCGGCUACCUCUACAUCCUCACAUGCGAGCGCGUUUGCUUCCUCUGCUUUUCAGAGGGCAAAAGAUAUUUACCACUGCGGAGUAGCCAUGCGAUUCGAAAAUUUGGAGUCAACCGUCAGAUCCUUAACACGUUGCCUUGCAUGAGGAGCAUACCGGGCACAUACUCACCGAACGAAAAGAAAUGUCACGAGCGGCUCGUCUUGGUAGACUCCGAGUCUGCUUAUCGCGCAGGUAUUACACUUCACGGGUCCUUUAGCGCCAUGGAACAAUAUGUGUCAAACAUAUCAGCUCAAAAAUUGCAAGAGUUCAAUAGGAGAACAUCACAAGCAACGGCGGAGGGAUCUGGACCCACGAGACGCCGCCUACGUCGGCCUCGAACUGAAGAUCUCUUUGAUGGUCGAUCAAGGAAUCCGAUGCGUUUCAUGGCAAUUGUUCGCAUGCCAUGGUUAAACAGAGUCUCCCAAGAGCUGGAGUGGGGUUUUCAUUGCAUUGGA